Molecule: messenger RNA, 1026 nt
Organism: Liolophura sinensis
Lineage: Eukaryota; Metazoa; Mollusca; Polyplacophora; Chitonida; Chitonidae
Product: protein POLR1D-like
Exons: 4
Coding region: 53-625 (190 amino acids)
Source: RefSeq, a predicted model, not a curated record
AGCGUUUCCCUGUUUCUGUCCUUCACGUGCAAGUUACCAAGGAAAAUAACUGAUGCAGAAUCAGAAAUCUUCAAUGGAACCAACUGUCAAAAAUGGUGAGGUUAAGGCAGCUAACAACCAAGCCGACAAAAAGGUUGGAGAAGAAGAGGAAGAACUUGAAAGGUUAGCCAUGGAGGAGCUGAUAAAGGAAGCGAAGAGAGGAGCAGAAAGGGCCCGAGAUAUGGGGGCAACUGGAUGGUUAAAAGCUCCAAUUCCUCGUGCCAACAAAAGAUUCCUGAACAAUACAGUGGUCAGCACGUUAAGGAACCUUCGUAGUCCGGUUAAGAAAAAGCCUCAUCAGCAGACGGAUGGAAGUCACAUGGAUGAGACACGUUCUGCCAAAUCAGGUGAAAGGAAAUCUGACCUUGUGUGGAGAAAAUCCCGAUCCUCUGAACACAGACAUCAUCACUCAACGAAUGAUCAUACUCAUCCAGCGGGACAUAGGUCUGAAAUCCCUAAAUCAUCAAAAAGACACUCAGACAUGAGCGAAAGUCUCAAGAGAAAGAAAGACCAUAAGAGCAGGAGGCAUGAGCGCAAGCAUUCUCAUCGAAAGUCCAAAAAGAGGAAGGAGGAAAGGCUACAGUAAUACAUGUACAUGUAUUUGCCCCUUGUGUAACAGAUUCACUCUGUGGUCUGUGCUCUUUGGUUGAGAACUUUUAGUCAGCAUUUCACAUCAUCAUGUGUCCUCUUUUAUAUUUUUAUAGUAUUGACAAGUUCAUUGUGAUAAAAGUUUUGAUAUGUUCAUGUUUUAUUCUCCAAAUGAUGAUCAAGGCUGAUGGUUUUAGUUUUUUUUUUUCUGUUAUUUUACAUUUUGUAGAUAUAGAAUUUUAGUCAUCAGCAAUAUGUUAAAUUAUUGUUUUUAUCAGAAGUUAUUUGUGAACCUGGUAUGUCUCUGCUAAAGUCACAUUUAACACAGAUUUUAUGCAUGAACAUCUGAUAGAGUAUGUAAUUUAAUGUGAAGACAUACAUUUGUCAGCAUUAUUGAAA